Lucilia cuprina (Australian sheep blowfly) is the source of this 4320-nucleotide messenger RNA. Its product is annotated as DNA-binding protein RFX2-like. Lineage: Eukaryota; Metazoa; Arthropoda; Insecta; Diptera; Calliphoridae. The transcript has a single exon. The coding region runs from base 1467 to 3983 and encodes 838 amino acids. Gene Ontology annotation, molecular function: RNA polymerase II cis-regulatory region sequence-specific DNA binding; DNA-binding transcription factor activity, RNA polymerase II-specific. Gene Ontology annotation, biological process: regulation of transcription by RNA polymerase II. The record is from RefSeq and is a predicted model, not a curated record.
UCCUAAAGAAUAUUGCAUCUACAAUGAAUGAAUAAAUAAAAAAAUAAUAAUUAUCUCGAAAGUUUCACUUCCACUGAUAUGGAAGAUUAUGAUAUAUUUUCUGUACGAUUUAUGAUUAUAUUCUUACCUUUCAAAUGGUAAGGUACCAAAUAUUUGUAUGUUCUUUUAAUAGAGUAAAUUUAAAAACUAUUAAUUGGAUUAUCUUGUUCAACAUUUUGUAAAGGCACCUAUUUGGAAGCACGUGCUAAUCGUUCUUACAAAGAAUUAUCUUAUAGAAUGUGUUUUUAUUUUCUUGUUGUAUUAUAACAAUAUGAGAAUUGAAACAUUUGUUUCUUAAAACACUUGUGCAUCAUAAAAUCCCCCCACCUUAGAUAAAAAAUAUCUUAUAUCUUAUUAAAAUUUACCUGUUAUUUUGCAACCCCUUUCAAACAAACACGAAAUGUGAGUAACAAAUACAUAAAAAUAUUUAGCAUAAGGUGUCUUUUUCCGGAAAUAACAAUAGUUUUGAAAAAGUUUUAAUGCCCCAUACCCAUUAACUAUACCAACCAUUCAUUUAUCCAUGCUUGCAGACAAUUUUCUUAUACAUAGAUAUAAAAAAGAAAAGGUGAAAAUUUAUUUAUUUCCAAACGAAAACCGUUAACAGAAACAACCACCAACCAAUAAACAACAAUACAAAAUUGUUAAAAAUCGCCAACUGCAACACGCAAUAUUCAAAGGAUAAUCAAAUGAAAUGAUAAAUGAACUAAACAAAAAAUAUAUAUUAUACCUACAAAAUAAACAACUGUUUGAUGAAAAAUCCAACGAAACAAAAAAAAGAAACAUAAAUAAACACAAAAUUAUAUUUUUUUUGAAUAAUAAAAUAAUAAAAAAAAGAAAAUACAAACUCAUACUAGGACAAAAACAACAACAACACGCACACUUUUACCCAAACCCUUACAGGUGAACAAAACAUACAUCUAUUCGCUUGCUUGCUUGCUUACUUCCUUGCCAUUCUUAAUGUUAUUGUGACACACAUACACAUGCUCUCUGUUUGAACCAUGUUUAGUGUAAUUAUUGCUGUUUCAUUUUCAAAACUAGACAAGUGCAUUUUGAUCGUCAACGUUUAAAUAAAACGUCGCUCGGUUAGGCGAAAUGUGAAAUCAACGAAGCGUAAUAAACAACCACCGAAAUUAGGAGUAUGUGUAUUAUUUUAUAGGCAAUUGUUAUUUGUAAUAAGCCAAUUGUUGUUGUUUUUGUUAUUGCUGUUGUUGUUGUUGGUUACCUAGCCAACGGCAGGAACAAAACAGUGAAAAUUCUAUACUAUAAUCAGCAUUUGGAAAAAUCCUUAAAAUUAUUUGUAAACGAACGUUAUAACACGUAAGAAUAACGUCACUUUUUUCCUUAAACGAACCUAAAAACAGAAGAACAAAAGAUAUACUUUAGUAUUCCAUAGUUUAAGAGGAUAGUUAUAGAACAAGGACUCCAAUAUGACCACCAGAUUGGCAGCGCCUAGAAAUUUUGUUUUAACAUCGACAGCGACAGCCGGAAUAAUAAAUUCUCCUACUUUGAGUGUUGUGUCCCCAGAAACGGAUACUAUAACAACCGAGUCAACGGUUUUGCCAUGUGUCGUCAAUACUACAACCGAUUCAGCGGCAAUCGUGGUAACUAGGGACCCCUCGUCUUCUUGUCAGAACGCACAACAAGAAGUGUAUCAGUAUAUUACUGCCGAAUCUUUGCAAGAUGUUAUGACAACGCACAAAGUAUUCGCCAGCAUUGAGCAGGAUUAUCAUCAUCAUCAUCAACAACAGCAAUAUACUGGUGGUCAUUUGCAUCAAGAGCAGUCUCAUCAACAGCAAAUACAGCAGCAGCACCAGCAACAACAGGAACAAGAAGAAUUAGCCGUCAUAAAUGUGGUAGUUCCCAUGGAUAAUAAUGACACUUCCAGUAAUGAAGCCCAAGCCACCAUGGAUACUUUGGCUGGCAUUAAGGAAGGUGUAGUCGAUUUGGUUCAUCAUGCUGAACAGGAGGAAGGUUGUCCACAAUAUAUUACUGUCACUGUAUCUACACAAGAUGCCGGACAAAAUUAUCAAGUGCAAUAUGUAGAUGCUGAGGAAUUAUAUCAGGCUACCAAUGGCACUCAAACUCAAAUCACUUAUCCUUUCUGUCCCAUACAAGAAUAUCAAACAAAUCAAUCGACAUUUUACACCACCUCCGCAGGGAACUUUAGUAAUAAUGGUUCACAAUUAACCGGAAAUAAUACGGACAAUGCCACUACAUUUUUGCCUUAUUUGGUGCCUGUGGAAGAAGGCAUGUUAAUUAAUACUUCCUCUGAGGAUUUGCAAAGUUCACCUCAGACGCCCAAUUCAUCUACUCACACCAUGGGCGGAACACAAUGUAUGAAUUCGGCCAAUGAACAUGAAAUGGAUGAUAAUUCCAUGGAAACAGAUGUAAAUCAUAUGGGUGGUACGAGUAAAAUUGCCUCAGCCACCAUUAAAUGGUUGUCCCAGAACUACGAGACCGCUGAGGGUGUAAGUCUGCCAAGAUCUACGCUCUACAAUCAUUAUAUACAACACUGCAAUGAAUCCAAAAUAGAACCAGUAAAUGCUGCUAGUUUUGGCAAGUUAAUAAGAUCUGUGUUUGCAGGUUUGCGUACCCGUCGCUUGGGAACUCGUGGCAAUUCCAAAUAUCAUUAUUACGGCAUACGUAUUAAACCGGACUCUAUGCUGAAACAUCAACAAAGUCAAGAAGAUAUUUCCACUUCUCCCUCAAAAACAACUUCCUCCCAGAUAACUCAAAAUUCUAUUAAGCAAAACACCAACAACAAUAACCAAGCAUCAACAUCCAGCUGUAAUACAAGUCACAAACCUACACAUGGCAACAAAUCGUUGAAAAAACUAAUUUUCAAACCGGAAUCUUAUGCUGCGUGUGCUCAAUAUUUAGGUGAUGGCACAGGUGCCUUACCCUCUUUCCCUUUGCUAGAACUUGAUCACACUUGCCCAGCGGAAAUAAGUUCACAGGAUUUAGAACUAUUUCGUCUGAAAUAUCAAGAGCAUUGUGAAAAGUUUUUAGAUGCCAUUGUCAAUUUGGAAUUUAAUACCAUAGAAUAUUUGUGGCGCGAAUUUUGGUCCACCGAUCAUCAUGAUUCGCUGCAUAAUUUAACGCGUCCCAAAUUGCAAUUACUUUGUCUUUCGUCACCCGUACAGAAACUUGUGCGCAAUAUUGAUUAUCAAUUCUUUCAAAAUAUGGUCGAUGUUCUAAUGCCCGAUGUCUUGAGAUCCACACCCAAUGCCUUAACACAGGCCAUACGAAGUUUGGCAAAAAAUAUGGAAGCCUGGAUAUGCGAAUCCAUGUUGGGUAUACCCGAUCAAAUGGUACAAAUAAAAACUACCACUGUUUCGGCAUUCUGUCAAACUCUUAAACGUUAUACCUCGCUCAAUCACUUGGCACAGGCUGCUCGAGCUGUACUCCAUAAUAGUAAUCAAAUUACUCAAAUGUUAACCGAUUUAAAUCGUGUGGAUUUUCAAAAUGUACAAGAGCAGGCUGCCUGGGUUUGUCAGUGUGAUCCGUCUAUGGUUCAAAGGGUAAAAAAUGAUUUUAAGGCUACCCUACAGCAACAGAGUUCGUUGGAGCAAUGGGCCUCUUGGCUGCAAUUGGUGGUGGAUUCUGCUCUUCAGGAAUAUCGUGGUAAACCUUCUUACCCUAAGGCCGCACGUCAGUUUCUUUUAAAGUGGAGUUUUUACAGUUCUCUAGUUAUAAGAGAUUUAACUUUAAGAUCAGCACCCAGUUUUGGUAGUUUUCAUUUGAUACGUUUACUCUACGAUGAAUAUAUGUUCUAUGUGGUGGAAAAUAAAAUAGCUGAAGCUCAAGAAAAGACCGCUAUAGCGGUUAUAUGUGAUCGUUUACAAAAAGAUGAUGUUAAUUUUGAAUUGGACUAUCAAUUGGAAUUAAUAGCGGCUGAUGUAACAAAUACAGAGCCUCCCGUAAAACGCAUGAAACAAGAGUAAAUUUUAAAUUAAAAAAGCAACAAAAAAACAAAAACAAAGCAAUAUAAAAGCAAUUUUAAAUUUGUAUUAAAAAAUUGCUUAUGGUUACUUACUUUUACAUUAAGUAUUUUAUCUUUCAAAUAUUAUAUUAACUUGGUGGCCUUGUGUGCAAUAUAAAGUGCCUUCAAUAUCUUAAUGCUCAAACAUAACUUAUAUAUUUAUUAUAUCAUAUUUAUCUAAUGGCUCAAUUUACAUACGUAUAUGUAUUACGAAACUUGAUCUAGUCCCCCUCAAUAUUUUAUAAGUAUUUAACUUUAAAUUGUGCAAAAUAAUAUUGUAUUAUUCAAAUAAAUAAGUU